AUGUCGUACCAAAAUCAAGCAAAGAGCUUUUUAUCUACUAUUGACGAAGAUCUUCAAAUCUUAAGACAAUUCGAACUCAAAACCGGAUUACCAAGAUCAUACGCUAUCUUAGGUGGAUUUGGUCUUUACUUUGUUUUAAUUUUCUUGAACAUUGGUGGUGUUGGUCAACUUUUGUCUAACAUUGCUGGAUUAGUUAUCCCAGGAUACUUCUCUUUACUCGCGUUAGAAAGUACCACCACUUCAGAUGACACUCAGUUAUUGACCUACUGGGUUGUUUUCGCAACUUUCAAUGUUGUUGAAUUCUGGUCUAAGGCUAUCUUGUACUGGAUUCCAUUCUACUACUUGUUCAAGACUGUUUUCUUGGUUUACAUUGGUAUUCCAUCUACCGGUGGUGCUGUAACCGUGUACAAUGCUGCUAUCAAGCCAUUUUCCAGAAGAUACAUUGUUAACAACAAGAAGUUCGCUCAAGAUAUUAACAAUGCUGCUCAAGGUGUUUCAUCUUCUGUCGAAUUAUUAGCUAGCUAA
Debaryomyces hansenii CBS767 is the source of this 525-nucleotide messenger RNA. RefSeq lists its product as uncharacterized. The record is from RefSeq and is a predicted model, not a curated record. Bases 1 to 525 code for a protein of 174 amino acids. Lineage: Eukaryota; Fungi; Ascomycota; Pichiomycetes; Serinales; Debaryomycetaceae. The transcript is spliced from 2 exons.